Molecule: messenger RNA, 870 nt
Organism: Penicillium olsonii
Lineage: Eukaryota; Fungi; Ascomycota; Eurotiomycetes; Eurotiales; Aspergillaceae
Source: the annotation of a GenBank genome assembly
AUGUCCAAGUUCGGUGUCCUGGUCAUGGGCCCUGCGGGUGCAGGCAAGACCACCUUCAGUAAUGCUAUGAUCCAGCAUCUGCAGACCACUCGUCGGAGCUGUUUCUAUGUCAACCUGGACCCCGCCGCCGAGAGCUUCGCCUACGAACCAGACCUGGAUAUCCGCGAUCUGAUCACUCUGGAAGAUGUGAUGGAAGAGAUGGGCCUGGGCCCGAACGGUGGUCUCAUCUACUGCUUCGAGUUCUUGUUACAGAACCUGGAAUUCCUGUCAGAGGCCAUCGAACCGUUGAGUGAAGAGUACCUCAUCAUCUUCGAUAUGCCCGGCCAGAUCGAGCUCUACACCCAUAUUCCUCUCCUCCCAUCUCUCACACAAUUCCUGUCCCGACAGGGACCACUGAAUAUCAACAUGUGCGCCGCCUACCUCCUCGAGAGUACCUUUGUCAUCGACAAGGCCAAGUUCUUUGCCGGGACCCUGAGUGCCAUGUCUGCCAUGCUCAUGAUGGAAAUGCCCCACGUCAAUAUCCUGAGCAAGAUGGAUCAAGUCCGGGAUAUGGUUUCGCGCCGGGAGCUGAGACGCUUCACCAAUGUGGAUGUGCAAUUGCUACAGGAAAAAGAGGAGGACGAUCUCACUGCCAGUGCCAACCCUAUGGCCACAGAUUCUUUAAUGAGCGGUGGAUCUUUCAAGCAGCUCAACCGGGCCGUUGGGCAAUUGAUUGACGACUUCAGCAUGGUCUCAUUCUUGCAGCUCGAUGUCCAAGACGAGGACAGCGUCGCGGCCAUCAUCAGCCACAUUGAUGACGCCAUUCAGUACCACGAAGCCCAAGAACCAAGAGAGCCCAAGGACGAGGUCGAAGUGAACUAUGAGGAUUGA